Lasiodiplodia theobromae is the source of this 1050-nucleotide messenger RNA. RefSeq lists its product as uncharacterized. Bases 1 to 1050 code for a protein of 349 amino acids. The record is from RefSeq and is a predicted model, not a curated record. NCBI's taxonomy places the organism in Eukaryota, Fungi, Ascomycota, Dothideomycetes, Botryosphaeriales, Botryosphaeriaceae. The transcript has a single exon.
AUGUCGUUUGGGUUUGGAGUAGGCGACUUCAUCGCCGUCGGCGAGCUCUGCUGGAAGCUCUACAGCCAAGUCUACGAAGUCUCGCGCGGUGCGCCGGAGGCGAUCCAGAAUCUCAAGGCUGAGCUCGGAGACAUGCACCUCACAAUCAACAAGCUGGUCGAGGAUACCAAAGACCCGGACUCUAUUCUCGUUCAAUCCGGGCCUGACCGCCUCAAUCUCGCUUGUAGAGCUCUGGAAAAGACACAUGAAACGCUUAAGAAGCUCGAUGAUCUGAGUGGCAAGUACGAGCUUUUGCAAAAACCUUCGAGUAAUCUGGGGAAACGACACUUCUGGAAGCGAAACUACGACAAGGUCAAAUUUGCUGCCGAGUCCCACACGAUCAACGAUCUCAGGGCGAAGUUGGUGUUCCAUAACGGCCAGAUCAGCCUACUUCUUCAAAUGGUUCAGAGCUCAUCCCUGGAACGCAUUGAGAACAGGCAGAAGAAGACCGAGAACGCCCUUCAAAACAUCAAGGCCGCUCUUUCCGGAACCACAUCCUUGGGGCACACGCCGUUGCUUUCAGGGUUCAAGGGUACUGAUCAACAUUUCAUGACUAGGAAACUCAUGAAACAAGCAGAAAUCAAUGACAGGGCGUGGACCUCCAUCGGCAUACGCGACUGGUUACAAACGGGAAAAUGGUGGCUCCUCAAGGCCCAAUCGCAGAUUCACACUGCUACUCCAUCAACGCCAGAGUAUCGACAAGCAUGGGUGAACCUUAUCAAGGCCUCGUGGAUCCUCACUGAUAUCGUCGCUGUACAUCCACAGAGACAUUUUUUUGGUUCUGGCCACCAGGAACUGGACGUCCUUGACCUUGUCCAGGCUGUCAAAACUCAGCACGAAGACCUUGCAAAAGAAUCCGUCCUUCGGCCAACCUUGCGUGACCUUGAAGAUUCGACCUGGCAAAUUUGGAUGUCCACGCCAUCGACAGCUCUCUUGCCAACUUUGGGAGAUGGCGGAUCGAACUCCCGACAAUGGGGCACUAUCGGAGGAUUUAUCCUCCUCCAAAAGUAA